Catharus ustulatus (Swainson's thrush) is the source of this 1280-nucleotide messenger RNA. RefSeq names its product sphingosine-1-phosphate receptor 4 (gene S1PR4). Gene Ontology annotation, biological process: G protein-coupled receptor signaling pathway. Gene Ontology annotation, cellular component: membrane. Gene Ontology annotation, molecular function: sphingosine-1-phosphate receptor activity. NCBI's taxonomy places the organism in Eukaryota, Metazoa, Chordata, Aves, Passeriformes, Turdidae. The record is from RefSeq and is a predicted model, not a curated record. Bases 54 to 1280 code for a protein of 408 amino acids. The transcript has a single exon.
CCUGACUCCUUCCUCCACCGAGCAUCCCUUGACUGCUGCCCCAGGCUCAGAAGAUGGAUGCUCCAGCACUGAGCUGGCGUGUGAAUCGCUCUCUCCUCCUUCCCCUGGACUCUGCUCCACAUCCUGAGCUCAGACUCGACCUGCUCAGCACAAAAGCCUCCUGCCUGCAGCUGGCUGCCACGAGGAACGUGAACAUCAUCCUGCAGCACUACAACUUCUCAGGCAAGCUCACCAACAGGCAGUCUGGGGAUGAGGGCAUGGGGCUGGUCCGCACCACCUUCGCCAUCAUCAGCUGCAUCAUCAUCCUGGAGAACCUGCUGGUGCUGCUGGCCGUGCUGCGCUGCUUGCGGGGCCGGCGCUGGGUCUACUCCUGCAUCGCCAGCAUCACCCUCAGCGACCUGCUGGCAGGGAUCGCCUACCUGUGCAACCUCUGCCUGUCGGGCAGCAGGACCUUCCAGCUGUCCCCACAGCUCUGGUUCCUGAGGGAGGGAAUCCUCUUCAUCGCCUUGGCCGCCUCCACCUUCAGCCUGCUGGUGACGGCCAUCGAGCGCUACAGUGCCAUGGUGAGGCCGAUCGCGGAGAACGAGGCCAGCAAGACGCUGCGGCUGCGCGGCCUCAUCGUGUCCUGCUGGCUGCUGGCCUUCGUCAUCGGGCUGCUGCCGCUGCUGGGCUGGAACUGCCUCUGUGACUUCCAGGCCUGCUCCGUGCUCCUGCCUCUCUACUCCAAGAACUACAUCCUCUUCUCGGUGGUUAUGUUCAGCAUUAUCCUCCUGGGCAUCAUCGGCCUCUACAUCUCCAUCUUCCACCUGGUGCAGGCCAGCUCCAGGCAGAGCAGCUCCCGGCACGGCCGCAGGCGCUCCCUGCGCCUGCUGAAGACGGUGCUGAUGAUCCUGGGAGCCUUCAUCCUCUGCUGGAGUCCCCUCUUUGUGCUGCUGCUCUUUGAUGUUUUCUGUGAGACCGGGGCCUGCACCCACCUGCACAGCCUGGACUGGACGCUGGCUCUGGCCCUGCUGAACUCGGGGGUCAAUCCUGUCAUUUAUUCCCUGCGCAGUGUGGAGGUUCGCCGUGCCGUGGGGAGCCUGCUGUGCUGCUGCUGUGUCAGGGUUGGGCUCUGCAAGCCUGGCAGCUGCAUGGUCAUCUCAGACAUCAAUUCUGGCUCCUCCACGGAGAGCUCCCUGCGCUACCGGGACAGCUUCCGCAGCUCCGUGGCCUGGAAUGCUCGGCCCAGGGCACCUCUGUCCAGCAACUCCAGCAUGAUGAGCAAUCUCCCCAGCCUGUGA